Messenger RNA from Argiope bruennichi, 532 nucleotides. RefSeq names its product 40S ribosomal protein S25-like (gene RpS25). Gene Ontology annotation, cellular component: cytosolic small ribosomal subunit. Gene Ontology annotation, molecular function: structural constituent of ribosome. NCBI's taxonomy places the organism in Eukaryota, Metazoa, Arthropoda, Arachnida, Araneae, Araneidae. The record is from RefSeq and is a predicted model, not a curated record. The coding region runs from base 155 to 505 and encodes 116 amino acids. The transcript has 4 exons.
AAUAUAAAAUUUUUCAACUGCGUCGUGGCAAAAGCUGCAAGAAGAAGAAACUUGUACUGGGAACUGGCAACACUGGUAAUUUUCCAGCCUUGCUUCGUCGAUUUAACAACGUGGGACUCUCGUUUAUAUAGUAGAGUUCCAGGUACUUUGGAAAAUGCCGCCUAAACAAGAUCAGAAAAAGAAAGACCCUAAAGCUGGGGCGAAAAAGAAGGAAGGAGGAUCUUCUGGAGGCAAGGCUAAGAAGAAGAAGUGGUCAAAAGGAAAAGUUCGUGACAAAUUGAACAACUUGGUUCUUUUUGACAAGCCAACAUAUGAGAAAAUGUUAAAGGAAAUUCCAAGCUAUAAAUUAAUUACACCAUCUGUAGUUUCUGACCGAUUGAAGGUUAGGGGGUCUUUAGCAAGAAAGGCUCUAGAAGAACUUCAGUCAAAAGGCCUGAUCAAACAGGUAGUGAAACAUCACAGCCAGGUGAUAUACACCAGAGUAACAAAAGAAGAUACAUCAUAAUAUGGUUCAAUAAAAUUUUGUAUUAUA